Molecule: messenger RNA, 1194 nt
Organism: Arabidopsis thaliana (thale cress)
Lineage: Eukaryota; Viridiplantae; Streptophyta; Magnoliopsida; Brassicales; Brassicaceae
Gene: ELP
Product: extensin-like protein
Exons: 1
Coding region: 269-682 (137 amino acids)
Source: RefSeq, marked reviewed
ACUUCCAUGUACAUAAUUUCAAGGUCCCUAAUUUCAAUCAUUCAAUCUUUUUUAUUAUAUAUUACUGUAAUCAAUAAAAUUAUGAUAAUGGUAGUCAAUCAUUUAUACUUAUUGUUAUAAAAAAAUCCCAUCAUAUAUCUUAUGGAUCGGACGCUCUUGGGCUUUUCUUGAAACCACUAUAAAACCUAUCUCAAUUCUUUCAUUUUCUCCACACCCAAUUCACUCACAACCUAGCUAGCUAGUAAACAGUAUUUUCUAUAUACCAAAAAUGGCUUCAAGUUCCAUAGCUCUUUUCUUGGCUCUCAAUCUUCUCUUUUUCACAACAAUCUCCGCCUGUGGUAGCUGUACUCCGUGCGGCGGAGGUUGCCCCUCUCCCAAGCCAAAGCCAACUCCUAAACCAACCCCAAGCCCUAGCUCUGGCUCGAGCAAGUGCCCUAAAGACACCCUCAAGCUCGGUGUCUGCGCUAAUGUGCUCAACGGCCUCCUGGACUUGACCCUUGGCAAGCCACCGGUCGAGCCAUGCUGCAGCCUCAUCCAAGGACUCGCUGAUGUUGAGGCAGCCGUUUGUCUCUGCACCGCUCUUAAGGCUAACAUUCUUGGAAUCAACUUGAACCUCCCAAUAUCUUUAAGUCUACUCCUUAAUGUUUGCAGCAAACAACUUCCUCCUGGCUUCCAAUGCUAAAAACCAUAUUGAUAUAUAAUUUAAAUACACUUAUGUGUGUAUUAAUUUAUCUUCUUGUUUUAAAGAGACAGGGUGAUUCUCUAUACUCUUAUAUUGUGUCUUUAUAUAUCUUGAUCUGUGGUUUCUUCUACUCUGCUUGCUCUGGUGUUCAUUGGGGUGAUCCGUAAGAUUCCUGAAGUUUACAGUUUCAUUAUUUCCUAUUAUAUAUACUCUUACCAUUGGGGGUAUUGUUGUAUUGGUUUGUAUUAUGAUUCUAUGAAUUAAUAAGAAUUUAACUUUUAUGUUAUGGAUUCAUUAUUAUACGGAAUAUUGUGUUUUAUGGUUUAUAUAUAUAGACUGUAUCUUCUACAGUUCUACCCAAAUAUUUUGGUUCAUAUUUGUUGUAUACAAGCACUAAUUCAUUUCAAGAGAAGUCUACCCAUUACACUUUUAUCUUAUCGUAGAUUGUUAGGAAAAAUGUAUAUCAGUAUAGGAGAGUAUGUUUUUAACCAGUUGUAUUAAUCAUCCAAAAA